This is a messenger RNA of Mesorhabditis belari, 666 nucleotides long. The record is from the annotation of a GenBank genome assembly. NCBI's taxonomy places the organism in Eukaryota, Metazoa, Nematoda, Chromadorea, Rhabditida, Rhabditidae.
AUGGGCGAGGCGAACGUGUUCAACACGUUUUCCUUCAACAAAUGGGCUGAGCAGAAGAAAGAAGAGGAAAUUGAUAAGGAAACAAAGAGGAGAAGACAUGAACAGAUCAAACGCUUGAAAGAGAAACUCCGAAAAGAGAGAGCUUUACGAGAAGCUGGAAUGGGUGACGGAGAUCUCGAUUUAGAGGCGCUCAUUUUAGCAAUCCAGAACGCGAAUUAUCAAGACGUAGACGAAACUGAGACAACGGAAAUGAAAAGUGACUCAACGACAAAUGAAAACGAUCCACGAGCUGCUUAUAGAGGUGAUCCAACAAGUGACGCUUAUAUUUUACAAGAGGUAAUGAAAUACGCAAACGAUCAUCCGGAUGGAGGCGAUUUUCGAAAAGGACGCCCACAAACUGCACAGAAACCACCUGAUUUUGAACGCUUCAACUAUAAUCGGCGAUAUGCCGAUUUGGAGAGUCAGAGAGCAAAGACACCGGAAAGGACGCGCACCCCUCCACCGCCGAGGAGUUAUCAAGAGAGACCCCGUAGCCAAGUGCGUCCGGCGAGCCGUCGUCCCUCGUCCAGCCUCGGCAAUCAAAUGUUCCAAUACAAUCGAAAAGUCAGCGAAGUCACCCCAUCGAAUGAAUAUACGAAUAACGGAUAUCGAAAUGAGAAAUAUUAU